CCUCCCGGCCACUCCCCGGGGCGAGCGGGCGGCGGCGGCGGCGGCGGAGGCGACCAGGGCGGCUCCCAGACGCGCUGCUCCCGGCCCGGCCACCGGGGUCCCCGCGCGCCCCCAUGUCCUCCGCGCCGCUGCGCUCUCCCGCCCUGCGGCCCCACAGGAUGAAGAAGGACGAAUCGUUCCUCGGCAAGCUGGGCGGCACGCUGGCGAGGAAGAAGAAGGCCAAGGAGGUGAGUGACCUCCAGGAAGAAGGGAAGAAUGCCAUCAACUCGCCCAUGUGCCCCGCCCCAGUGGAGGUCCACCCCGAAGACUCCCUGCUCGAGGAGAAUGAGGAACGCACGGUAAUCGACCCCACCUCCAGGGACGACCCCAGAUUCAAGGAGCUGGUGAAGGUCCUCAUCGACUGGAUCAACGACGUGCUGGUGGAGGAGAGGAUCAUCGUGAAGCAGCUGGACGAGGACCUGUACGAUGGGCAGGUGCUGCAGAAGCUGCUGGAAAAGCUGGCAGACUGCAAGCUGAACGUGGCCGAGGUGACCCAGUCGGAAAUCGGACAGAAGCAGAAACUGCAGACGGUGCUAGAGGCGGUGCAGGAGCUUCUGCGGCCCCACAGCCGGCCGCUCCAGUGGACUGUGGACUCGAUCCACGGGAAGAAUCUAGUGGCUAUCCUGCACCUCCUCGUGGCCCUGGCCAUGCACUUCCGGGCCCCGAUUCACCUCCCAGAACACGUCUCCGUGCAAGUGGUGGUCGUGCGGAAACGGGAAGGCCUGCUGCACUCCAGCCACGUCACCGAGGAGCUGACGACGACCACCGAGAUGAUGAUGGGGCGCUUUGAGCGGGACGCCUUCGACACGCUCUUCGACCACGCCCCUGACAAGCUCAGUGUUGUGAAGAAGUCUCUCAUCACGUUUGUGAACAAGCACCUCAACAAGCUGAAUCUGGAGGUGACGGAACUGGAGACCCAGUUUGCAGACGGCGUGUACCUGGUGCUGCUCAUGGGGCUCCUGGAAGAUUACUUUGUACCCCUGCACAACUUCUACCUGACCCCCGACAGCUUCGAUCAGAAGGUCCACAACGUGUCGUUUGCCUUUGAGCUGAUGCUGGACGGAGGCCUUAAGAAGCCCAAGGCUCGCCCCGAAGAUGUGGUAAACCUGGACCUCAAAUCCACCCUGCGGGUUCUUUACAACCUGUUCACCAAGUACAAGCACCUGGAGUGACAGCGAGGAGCCACAGUGACCUCAGCGGGGACCGUGCUUCGGGAGGUGCCCUGGCCUCCCCUCCCAGCCUGUGGUUGCUCCCCACCCCACCCCACUUUUUUUUCCUGAUAGAUUCUCUUCACCUCCUUUCCUUGUAAUUCCACAGCGGGUGGCAUCCUUAGAAAUGCAGGUUCCCAACACCAGUGCUUUGGCCAGUUUGCAGCCUCGCCUCACCUGGGGUGCCACAGGGGGCCAAGUCAAUUGUUGAUCAAAAGAUGGAAAAGAAAAAAAAAACCAAAACCCCGACGGUCAGCCCCUGGGAGGCGGGGGCGGGGUGCCUGGCCUUCCAGCUGACAGCCCUCAGUGAUCACAAGUCAUCAGAAACACACUGCAGCCUUGCAGCAGGGCGAUGGCUUGACUCCCCUGGUGGCAUCUCCUGGGCAGGACUCUCCUGGGCAGCCAGGCCUUUUUACAAAAAAGCAUUUUUCAGUUUGAAAAAAAAGUCCCUCCGAGCUCUUGGAAGCCUCAGCUGUGACCGGAGUGUCCACUCGCAUCCUCACUCCUUGUCUGCUCCGUGUGGCUUGCAUUUCGCUUUUGCGCAGACAUCUGGGACCCAGUGGACCCAGCGGCCACGGUCCGUGGGAGGAAGGGUUUCUGAGGCGUUUCUUCAUCUCUUGCUUCGGCUGAGUGGGCUGUGUUGGAGCUGGCUCUAAAAGGCAGCUGGAGACAGCUCCACUGGGAAGUCUCCAAUCCCAGAGGCCCUGUUUGAGGAUGGAUGCCUUUCCAAAAACCUUUGGAAAGCAGGGUGUUUCAGUUUUCAGGGGCUGCUGUAACAGAGUGCCACGGGUUGGGGGGUGAGUUAGAGCAUGGACGUUUAUUGUCUCAGUUCUAGAGGCUGGAAGUCGAGACAGUGGUAUCAGCGGAGCUGGUGCCUUCGGAGCCUCCUGGGCUUGUAGACGGACACCGUCUUCCCUCGCUUCCUACGCUUCUCCCUCGUCUGUGACUCUGUGUCUCAUCUCUUAUAAGGACACCAGGCAGAACGGAUUGGGGUGGACCCUAAUGACCUCACAGUACCUUAAUUACCUCUGUGAAGACCCCUGUCCCCAAAUACCGUCACCUGCUGAGGUCCUGGGGGUUAGGACUUCAAUAUGUGGGGUCGGGGGUGGGGCACAGCUCAGCCUGUAAGAGGGAAGGCGAAGUGUUCACCUCUGUCCUCCGCGACUCCCAGCUUUCUGCAGCCUGUGGCAUCCUUGGGGCACCCUGUCGAAGGAAAUGCGAUCCCUCAUUUGUAUGCCCUUCACUCCUCGCCCGCCUCAUCUCGGGAGAGAAAGGGGUACCCCUAGGCUGGGUAUCAGGUGGGUCUUCCACUGGGUCACCCCCACCCCCACCUCCCUGUGGAGCCGGGAUUUUCAUGACACCUGGACCCCCGAGUUUGCUCAGCACCCCGGCAACAUGGGCCUUUCUCUUCUGUGAUAUUCGCCUUCCUGCUGUAGGUCAGAGCUGUUGAGCAUGUCAUUAAUAUUACAUCGCGUACCAGUGCUCAGGACUUAAAGAACAGCUGUCUGUUCUGCCUGGGCUCUGGCGGCUGCCAGCCUGGGGCUGGGUUCAGAAUAGCCAAUUUGAUGGAGGAGGUUACCCAGCAGGGGAAAGAAAUAAUUAAAACGGCAUUACAGCGUCUCCUGCGGGAGGCAGUGACAUUAAAGAUCCACGUUGACAAAAUUGCCGAGGCUGGAACAUUCUGUGCUGCCUUCAUUACACGCGUGGAACCACGGUGCCAGGGAGGCGAGGCCCCUCCACCUGCUGUGGGCACUCGUGGGCCUGGCGGGGCGAUGCCAGUUCCUGCGGGCCUGCGGGGGUGGGGCUGGGGGUGAAGGAGAGGAGGCCUGGGUUUGGAAAGAAGCCUGGGGUCUUCAGCCCAGGUGGGCAGCUCCCCCGGCCUGUUCCACAUCCUGAAAGUGUGGGUGAGGGGCGUUGGUUCUUCUAGGGAGGGAGGUGGUGGUGGGGUUCAGCUCCCAGGGCAGUGAGCCCACUUCAAGCCCACUUGUGUUUCAAGCAGGAGAGUAACAGGAAUGAUAAAUAUAUGGGAAAACUCUAGACAGGCACUUUUAUCUCAUAAUGCUGACUCUUUAAAGCCCUGCUCCAGCAAAGCAUGUCAUCUGGUCUCCAAAUUACUUUUUCUCAAACUGGCACCAAGGCGUGGGUGUGCCUUCUGCCCACCUGUGCAGGACCCCUCGAGCCGUCCGCGUCACUUUCCUCCCUUUGCUGUCUGGACGGAACCAGAAUUGAAAGCCCAUGUGGGGUGAGGGCUGGGAAGCAGUUUUGAGGCCGAAGCCAGGGUGACCUCUGCAGUGGCUAGAUUCCUCCUCUUGGGAUCCGCCCGCCGUCCCUGGUGGCUUGGGGACAACAGCUGUCAGGACACGAGUGUCAGGGCCCGGGACCUCCCCGCUGCGGAGGCCCACACGCUGCAGCAUCUUCUGGGGUAACUGUGGCAACAGAAACAACUUUCUUCUGACACUUGCUGGGGGUUCCUUGGAAUGCAAAAGCUUCCCUCUUAGUCCUUAACUGAGGAAAGUUCUAGAACCCGUCCUCCUCCACUGAUUCCCAUUUGUAGUGAAUGACCUCCCCACCUUCGCCCCGAAGAGGGACCUUCAUCCACAGGAACUAAGUGAAAACAAGGCCAUCGGUAGCCAUGCAGUGAUGGAUAAAGGUCAUGACAUGCCUCCUCUUACUGUUCUCCGGGUGGCCUGUCUUUUGAACGCCCUCCCCUCCCCUGGUUUUGGGGCGCCUGCUUGCAGCUCUGGUUCCCCCUCGAACACGGCAUCACGAAGUGCUGAGCCCAGAGCCCCACGUGCCCUGAGGUCCUAACUGGAUGUGACUCCAGAGCUGUGUUGUUUUAAAGCAGCCAAAUUCUCUCGCCCGAUUUGUGUGCCAGUGUCUUCGUGUCCUUGAUUUGUUUUAAGCAGUGUUUACUUUGGAUUUCUGGGUAUUAAAUAAAAACCACUGAGACCCUG
Messenger RNA from Bubalus bubalis (water buffalo), 4201 nucleotides. It is a transcript of the gene PARVB, whose product is annotated as parvin beta. NCBI's taxonomy places the organism in Eukaryota, Metazoa, Chordata, Mammalia, Artiodactyla, Bovidae. Gene Ontology annotation, biological process: establishment or maintenance of cell polarity; substrate adhesion-dependent cell spreading; actin cytoskeleton organization. Gene Ontology annotation, molecular function: actin binding. Gene Ontology annotation, cellular component: lamellipodium; focal adhesion; actin cytoskeleton. The record is from RefSeq and is a predicted model, not a curated record. The coding region runs from base 114 to 1211 and encodes 365 amino acids. The transcript has 13 exons.